AAUUAAUACACAUAAUAAUAUAAUUCUGAAUAAAUAUGUCACAUCACGAAAAACAAAAGAGAUCCUUUUCUAAGGAACAGGUAAAAGGGGCUAUGAUGGUAGCUGGAGGCUAUAUGCUCUUUUCGGCUGCUGUAUGGUCCGUGUUUACCAAUCCAAGAAGACAUGAAUGGGUAGAUGUUCUUAUGGACUACUGCCAUCACAGGAGAUCCCAGUACAGCGGUGUAUGGGCGAGAAUAGCCAGAAGGCAUUAAU
Molecule: messenger RNA, 252 nt
Organism: Babesia bovis T2Bo
Lineage: Eukaryota; Apicomplexa; Aconoidasida; Piroplasmida; Babesiidae
Product: putative integral membrane protein
Exons: 3
Coding region: 36-251 (71 amino acids)
Source: RefSeq, a predicted model, not a curated record